Messenger RNA from Aspergillus uvarum CBS 121591, 798 nucleotides. RefSeq names its product casein kinase II subunit beta family protein. The record is from RefSeq and is a predicted model, not a curated record. Gene Ontology annotation, molecular function: protein kinase regulator activity. Lineage: Eukaryota; Fungi; Ascomycota; Eurotiomycetes; Eurotiales; Aspergillaceae. The transcript is spliced from 3 exons. Gene Ontology annotation, cellular component: cytoplasm; protein kinase CK2 complex. The coding region runs from base 1 to 798 and encodes 265 amino acids.
AUGGAGGACUUCAACAGUGAAACUGACAGCGACUACACCAGCUACUGGAGAGAUUGGUUUAUCUCCUCUCGUGGCAAUGAAUACUUUUGCGAAAUCGACGAGGAUUACCUCACGGAUCGCUUUAAUUUGACCGGCCUGAACACCGAAGUCGCAUACUACCAGUACGCCUUGGACCUGGUGACGGAUGUCUUCGAUCUCGAUGCAGACGACGACCUCCGCGAGCAGAUCGAGAAGUCAGCACGCCACCUUUACGGCUUGGUCCAUGCGAGAUACAUUGUCACCACUCGCGGGCUUGCCAAGAUGGUCGAUAAACUCAAGCGCGGCGACUUCGGCAAAUGUCCCCGAGUCAUGUGCGAGGGCCACCCCCUCUUGCCGAUGGGCCAGCACGACACUCCCAAUAUGAGCACGGUCCGUCUUUACUGCUCCAAGUGCGAGGACAUCUAUCACCCGAAGUCGUCUCGCCAUGCCUCCAUCGACGGAGCCUACUUCGGCACCUCUUUCCACAGCAUGCUUUUUCAGGUGUAUCCUGCGCUGAUGCCGGAGAAGAGCAUUCGUCGCUAUGAGCCCCGCGUGUUCGGAUUCAAGGUGCACGCCAGCGCUGCCUUGGCUCGCUGGCAGGAUCAGUAUCGUGAAGACAUGAAGACGACUCUUCGCGAUGUUGGAGUAGAGGUCAAAUACAUAGAAGACGACAGCGAAGAUGAUCUGGAAGACGACGAUGAUGAGGCGAUCUCGGACACUAAAGAAGAGGAGAAGGUUAUCGGUGACGCUGCUUCGGGCCGUAUGGAUCUCGGCAAUUAA